AAAUCAUCGUAACAGGCCACAGCUAAAAAAUCCUUCCGGCGAAUUCCACAAUGUUUUCCGCCGUCGUCAGACCUUUCCUCUCUCCCUCACCGCGGCUCUUUCGCCGUCCUCUUUCUUCAUUCUCAAUUUCCUUCCAUUCCUCUCACUUUCUGUCUCCUCAUUCUUCUAAACCGAUUAGGCCUGUCCUUUCCUCCGGCCAUGCCUUUCUCGCUGACCAGUACCUUUCAUGUUCCAUGCCUGAGAAGCCUCUUCGUGUCGCCGUUCUCCUCAGUGGCGGCGUCGAUAGCAGCGUCGCUCUCCGUCUCCUCCACGCCGCUGGCCAUUCCUGUACCGCUUUCUAUCUCAAAAUCUGGUUCCAGGAAGGCUUUGAGAAUUUCUGGAAUCAGUGCCCAUGGGAAGACGAUUUGAAGUAUGCAAAGCAUGUUUGUGAGCAAGUUUCUUACAUUAUUGAGGAGUACCGUUGUGGACGUACACCAAAUCCGGAUGUUCUAUGUAACACUAGAAUCAAGUUUGGGGCAUUCAUGGAUGCAAUCAGUGGUAUGGAGUAUGACUACAUAGCUUCAGGUCAUUAUGCUAAAGUGGUCCAUCCUCCUGCUGACCAAAAUGAUUCAUCGUCUCUUUUGGAACUAUCACAGGACAUGGUGAAGGAUCAGACCUACUUCCUCUCACAUCUCUCUCAAACCCAGCUUAAGCGGCUGCUUUUCCCACUUGGUUGCAUCAAGAAGGAUGAAGUUCGCAAACUAGCCACAGAAUUUGAUUUGCCAAACAAAGAUAGAAAGGAUUCACAAGGAAUAUGUUUCCUUGGGAAGAUAAAGUUCAGCGAUUUUGUUGGAAAACACAUAGGAGAGAAGGAAGGAAUCAUAUUAGAAGCUGAAACUGGGGAUUUUCUUGGUAACCAUCGUGGAUUUUGGUUUUACACAAUCGGACAACGCCAAGGCUUGCGUUUACCCGGUGGACCCUGGUAUGUUGUUGAAAAGGACACUAGAAACAAUGUAGUGUUUGUCUCAAGAAAUUACUACUCAAUCGACAAGAGAAGACGGAUUUUCCGAGUUGGCUCUAUAAGAUGGCUUAGUGGGAAACCUUCAGGCAAUCUAAGCAAGCUCCGUUGCAAGGUACGGCAUGGGCCUGGCUUCUACAGCUGCGGUUUUGAAAUGGAAGCAGGAGGAGAUGUUGCGGUUGUACAUCUAGAAGAAGACGAUCAAGGUCUCGCUGCUGGACAGUUUGCAGCGUUCUACGAAGGAACCGUUUGCAUCGGUUCAGGCGUAAUCCUCGAGUCGUGGGACGAUCAGUGUUUCCCGGUCUGUGCAAAAGCUCUUGAACUCGCAGCUAUGGAGGAUAAAACCAAACUCGGGAAACCUGUCAAGAUCAAGACGAUGCCUGUUACGACAUCUGUUCCAGGAGAAACAAGUACAGGAGAGAAGCUGGUUAACGCCUGAGACAAGGAAAUGGUGUUGUUGUAGUGUUGUAGACUUGUAGUCUCAGGUACAUCUGAAGAUUUUAAGCUGACAAGUGACGAGAUCAUACGAUACGAAUUACGAUAUAGCUUUUCCUCUCCUCCGUAUAGCCACAAGCCCAACGAAUUUUUAUAUACGUAUAUACGAUCGCUGCUUCUUUUUUUUUUCGACGCAAACACGAUACUCUUAUUCCUAAUAGAGAGACAUCAGCUCUCGUUAGUCG
Molecule: messenger RNA, 1677 nt
Organism: Thlaspi arvense
Lineage: Eukaryota; Viridiplantae; Streptophyta; Magnoliopsida; Brassicales; Brassicaceae
Source: the annotation of a GenBank genome assembly